AUGAAUAGUAAUCCGUCUAUACAAUCUAAUACAAUGAAACAUUCAUUAUGUAAUAAUUUCUAUUCAUCAUUUAUAACAAAUACAUCAGAUUUAACAACAACAACAAUGAUGAUGAUGUUAAAUCGAAAAAAUGGAACAAAUUCAGCAACAACAACAAUAACGACACCACUAACAACGACAACAGAAAUGACAACGACAAUAACAAACCAAAAAGACAACUUAUCAAUGAUAAUAGAACAUAAACCAAUAUUUAAUCAUUAUCAAACUACUACUAAUAUUUUAUCGAUUAAUAAUAAUAAUAAUAAUAUAAGGGAAAAUCAAUUGAAUCUUUAUAAAAAACAAUAUUCUCGUGAAUAUCAACGUUAUAAACGUGCAUCAUUACAAUAUCGUUAUGCGCAUGCAGCACGUGAACGUCAACGUGUAGCGGAAUUUAAUAAAAUUUUUAAAAAAUUAUAUAAUUUAUUACCAAUUCAUAAUUAUGUAUCAUCUAAUCGACGUUUAUCAAAAUUGCAAAUACUUAAAUUAUGCUCUUCAUAUAUUUAUUAUUUAACUUGUUUACUUCAAAAUAAUAAUAAUGAUAAUUUAUAA
Schistosoma margrebowiei is the source of this 588-nucleotide messenger RNA. The record is from the annotation of a GenBank genome assembly. Lineage: Eukaryota; Metazoa; Platyhelminthes; Trematoda; Strigeidida; Schistosomatidae.